Messenger RNA from Daphnia pulex (common water flea), 2044 nucleotides. Its product is annotated as F-box-like/WD repeat-containing protein TBL1XR1-A. Bases 222 to 1655 code for a protein of 477 amino acids. Gene Ontology annotation, biological process: regulation of transcription by RNA polymerase II; apoptotic process. The record is from RefSeq and is a predicted model, not a curated record. Lineage: Eukaryota; Metazoa; Arthropoda; Branchiopoda; Diplostraca; Daphniidae. Gene Ontology annotation, molecular function: protein binding; transcription corepressor activity. The transcript is spliced from 11 exons. Gene Ontology annotation, cellular component: histone deacetylase complex.
GUCUGCUUUUCGAUGAAAACCAUUGCCUAGGCCGCUAGGCGCGUGUUCGUGCACGUGCAUGACUGUAGUCUGUAAGGUUGGUUUUGCUCCAACUUCCAAGUCAUCCAAAGCGUGCUGCAUGCUGCUGGUUGUGUGCUUUUUUUCUGGCAAAUCUUGAUUUAAAAAAUUUAAUUACUUGAUUUCUCGAAAAUUAUCCAAUUCGCAACUAUUGUCUUUACAUUAUGACCGACACGAAGAAACGUGUUAUACUGAUUAGUCACGAUCGACGAGACCAGAUCCAGCAUGGUGUUGGAGUUAAUAGCGUUGCAGAAGUUAUUUCUUUAGCUAGUAAAAUCUUCAAGUUGGGUGUAGAUGACAAUAUUGUAGUAGUACUCGAGGAAGAUGGAACCAGAGUGACCGAUGAUGGGUUUCUGUUACUAUUGGAAAGUCACACAAAGCUGAUGAUUCUUAGAAACAAUACACGUUGGACGCAACAACCAGUGAAAUUCAACGAAAGAAAGAGGACAAUAAUGACUGCAGAUGAAAUUGGGGGAUACUGCAUCAGCCUUUUCCACCCAAAGCUUCCCAUUCUUGCCUUUGCUGGGUAUUUAAAGGAAGUAUUGUUGUUGAAAGCUGAAAGUUUUGGCACUCCAUUUUCAAAUUGGAUUGAAAGUAACCGAUUUGGACUUCAUUCUCAAAUUCCGAAACAAGUGUCAACCUUAGUUUGGAAUAAAAAUGGGACUCAGUUGGCUGCUGGAUGUGAGGAUGGUACUAUUGUUGUUUGGAACUAUCCAAAUGGAGAUGUUCUUUUCGAAAUAAAACAUUGCCGUCGGUUUAAAGUCAUAGUGUGGAGUCCAUUUAGACCUGACAUGCUUGCAUCCCUUGAUAUUGAUUAUAAAAAUGUUUUUAUAUGGAAUACAAGCGGAGAAGCGAGCAAACUUUUUUGCACAAUUGAUCGGAAUCAACAGAUCACGGCAAUUACAUGGGUGGCUAACAACCAAAUUGCUGUCGGUUUUAGCAGUGGUUUAAUUGAAAUUUGCGAAAUUAUCGAAAGCCUACCUGUUCAUACCUAUAGAGUUAGUCACAAGUUCAGGCAGGAGGGGAAAAUAGCUGACCUCGCAUGGAAUGAAAGGUUGCAGUUGUUGGCUGGGGCAUCCAACAGAUGCGUACAGAUUUUGUCUAAGAACAACGCAUUUCCUGUCCACAGCGUACAGUUUGCUUCCUCUUGUAAUUCUUUGGGUUGGCUUCCCGUAAGAACCAGGGGCUCAACUUUAUCUGCAACAAAUGCAAUCGGAAAUAGAACCUUGGUUUGUGGAUUAAGUAAUGGAUUAAUUGUCGUCUGGAAUCCCCUGGAAAACUACAUAGAAAGAAGGCAAAUAAUGCUGGGGGGAAAUUCUUAUGAAUCUCCAAUACAUACGCUCUCCUUCUCAUCCGACGGUCGAUUCUUAGCCUCAAUUAAUGAAAUUUCAAGAAUCGUUAUCUGGGCAACUGCAACUUGGUUGCCUGUUUCCAGCUGUCUACUUGAUGCUGUAGAGGGGAAUGACUUCCGGCCUCUCAUGUCUUGGAUGUAUUCGGACCCGUCUGUAGUCGCCACUUACAAAUUGGCUGGCAAUACAUUUCACUCCGGAAAUGAGAUCCAACUUCUUGAGGGCGCCAUACCCAACCCGACAGACUAAAGCGAAUCAAAAUUAAAUCUGGUUCGGCGAAGUCUCCACUGGGAUUUUUCAGAUCUCUGGAUUAUUUCUCUCGUUGUUUUCUCCUUAAUUUUCCCUACGAGAAAGUUCGUGUCCGUCUUUAUUUAACCACCUUUAUCCGUUACAUUUUUUUAUCCAGUAAAGUUUUGUUGUCUUCCUUUUACCAAGAUUACCAAUGACAAUGAGUGUAUCAUUAGACAUUCAUGUUUGCGUCACACUUUUUGGUUUGGAUUUUUUUCUAGCUUGCUCCGAUGCGUUAAUUCCCGUUUUUUCUUGAAAUUUAAAUUCCUUGUCUUAUUCAAGUUAAAUGGAACUUUGCGCAUUGCCUUACAUAGAAUAAAAAUUGACCAGGAAAAUUCAUAAUCGCACAA